Molecule: messenger RNA, 3074 nt
Organism: Scophthalmus maximus (turbot)
Lineage: Eukaryota; Metazoa; Chordata; Actinopteri; Pleuronectiformes; Scophthalmidae
Gene: larp6a
Product: La ribonucleoprotein 6, translational regulator a
Exons: 3
Coding region: 99-2174 (691 amino acids)
Biological process (GO): RNA processing
Cellular component (GO): nucleus
Molecular function (GO): mRNA binding
Source: RefSeq, a predicted model, not a curated record
GAAGAAAAGAAGAACAAAAAGAAGAAGAAAAAAAACCCGACAAACACUUGUCUGUGUGCGCGUUGGAGGAGGGGGGUGUAAACAAAGAGCGACAGAAUAUGCACGCCUUGGUGAACGCCUUCAUGCGCUGCCUCGGCUUCCUCCUGCCUCCCUCUCGCCUUUGUGUCAGCUUCUGCCUGUGGGUUGGGAAUGAGUGCGAAGACGCGCUGCCGCGGCCCAAUCCCCGAGCUCGUUUCAAAAGCAGAAAGCCUCUUACAUAUGAGGAAGUAGCAGCAGCAGGAGCAGCAGCAGGAGCAGCAGCGGCGGCGGCGGCGGCAGAAGCGCAGGGAGGCUCCAGACCGUCGGUCUCACCAGGUCCAGGCUGCGUCUCGCCGGCUGCUACAAGCCCCGCUGCUCCUCAGGGCCCGCCACCGGGUCGGAUCUGGAUCGGGGGUCUCUGGCGAGCCGUGGAGCGCGUCUUCGGAGCCCCCUGGGUCCUCCUCCACCAUUACUGCUGCCCGGAGAAGCGUCGAGCAGCUUUACGCGCCCCGUGUCCUGCCCGCGCCUUCGAGCCGAGCGGGGUUACGAGCUGCCAGGGAGGCGCCGCCGCCGCCGCCGCCGAGGAGGAGGAGGGCGGACGCACCUCGGCUUAUUCGCGGACCAUGAGCGGCUCCGCGGGCAUCCCCAGCCCGAGCGCGGCGGCGUGCGUCGCCGACGCGUGCGCGGAGCAGGGCUUCGAUGAGGUAAUCACCGUGGAUCAGCACACGCAGGAGAUGGGGACGGUGACGAUCACCGUGGCCAUUCAAGCGGCGGAGGACGAGGAGCCCGAGGAGGUGUCGUCCAGCAUCAUCGACUUCCUCGGAGGCAGCUGCAGCGAGGACGAGCUCGGGAGAUAUGACAAAUCCAGUGGGGCCGGGACCAGUGGAGGCGAGCUGGAGGAGGAGAGCUGGCAGCCGCCCGAUACAGAACUCAUCCAGAAGUUGGUCGCUCAGAUUGAGUACUAUCUGUCCGAUGAGAACCUGGAGCACGACGCCUUCCUGCUCAAACACGUCAGACGUAACAAACUGGGCUUCGUCAGCGUCAAGCUGCUCACCUCGUUCAAAAAGGUGAAACACUUGACUCGUGACUGGAGAACAACUGCUUAUGCUCUGAGACACUCGAAGGUGCUUGAGCUGAACGACGAGGGGCGCAAGGUGCGGCGCAAAUCCGCAGUGCCGGUCUUUGCCAGCGAGUCGCUGCCUAGCCGCAUGCUGCUGCUAAGUGAUUUGCAGAGGUGGCCAGAGCUGGCGGUUCUCACCAAGGAUAAUGGAGGGAACGAGGGAGGAGCGACACAGCAGGAGCAGCUGAUGAAGCUGUUGCUGAAAGCUUUUGGCACGUAUGGUGCCAUUGCGUCCGUCAGAGUCCUGAAGCCUGGGAAGGACCUGCCGUCAGACCUGAAGAGGCUGAGCGGCCGCUACACUCAGCUGGGCACCGAGGAGUGUGCCAUCGUGGAGUUUGAGGAGGUGGAGGCUGCCGUGAAGGCCAACGAAGCUGUGGGGAACGACAACGGCGGGGCCACCUUGCUCGGGUUGAAAGUGGUGCUGAUUGGCACCAAGCCGCCCAAGAAGAAGGUACCCAAAGAUCGACCACGUGAGGAGGCAGGGAUGCGCAAGAGUCGCUCGCUCAACAGCAGAAUACGGGAGCUUCAGUACCACGGGGACGACUCCGCCUGCAGCUCGUCAGAGACUGAGAGCAACCCGACGUCCCCAAGGCUGGCCCGAAAGUCCCAAUCCUGCAACAAGCUCAGCCCCACCACUGCCAGCAUCCAGAACAAUCACCUGAGUCCCAGUAUCUCCCCGCGCAACAGUCCCUGGUCGAGCCCCCGCGGCAGCCCAUGUCCUCAGCGCAAAUCUCCUCAUUCCCACAAGUCUCCCCUGGCCAGUGAGGGCAGACUGAGCCCCGAGCCCGGGCGUCGCUGGGACUACUCCUCAGACAGCAGCCUCACCCCGUCAGGGAGCCCAUGGGUUCAGCGGCGCAAGCAGGUGGCGUCUCAGGAGAGCAGUCCGGUCGGCAGCCCGAUGCUGGCUAGAAAGAUCCAGAAUGCAGACGGCCUGCCACCAGGCGUGACGAGGCUGCCCAGGGGUCCAGACGGAACCCGCGGCUUUCACUGUGUCACUGCUGGUGAGCGGGGAAAGAGUGCUGCUACUCAGACUUGAUAUGUGGAGCGUCCUUGUGCAUUCCUUAUCCCCCGGGAAAAACAAAAAUGAUAUAUAGGAAAAUUUGAGCUGCUCUUAGCCACGAUGCUCGGCCCCCACCCCACAUUUGAGACUUUAUAGUUAUACUUUUGUCGUUGAGUGCAUCAGUUUUCAGUCUUUUGUUAUAUUUUUAUACGACAUUUUGAGUUACCAUGGUAACAUUAGUAGUUUACUCAUGGAAAUUUUGAGUGAAUGUAAGUUGAUAUUGCUUUGAGAGAGAACUUAUCAUACACCAUGCUCCAUUGCUGUCUAUACUUGUUCCAUAUGGGUGGGUUGGAGUAGGAUUUUUUUUUUUUUUUGUUUAGUUUUUUUUAAUUGAAGUGUCCCGUCAUGUGUGUAAAAGCUCACAACUUUGUCUUUCUGUGAAUGGUGUAUACAUGUGUAAGUGGUGUAAGUGACAUAGGCGCAUGGACUUGAUAGCUAUAUCACCAUAUGCCUUUUCUGUAUUUGUCAACUGUGAGUUCCAUUUUUACAUGCUGUUUAAACUGAGACCAUAAUUGCUCCACUGCCAUACAGGUUGGAAGGUUAAACUUGGACAUGAUGGACUUAUGUUUUAGUUUUCAUUUAGCCUUUUUUAAUUUCAGUAUUUUCAGUAUGCUUUGGCACUUAGUUGGGAGGGGUCUCUCUCUUCUAGCCCUGUAAAUGUUCAUUUGUCCAGCAGGCAGCUGCAUUAUUUAUUUUUUUAGCCUUAUUCUUAUUUUGCAUACGUUUCCAUCGUUCUAAGCUCACAGGGAGGUUUGAGGGAUGUUCAGGUUCGGGCAGAACAGAUGCUCUUGUGUUCUUGCCUUCACAUCUGAGCUGGGGUGUUUGUACAGUGAAAAAUUCCUAUUGUACAAAUAAAUCACAAAAAUUGCAAAAUUG